This is a messenger RNA of Falco peregrinus (peregrine falcon), 2286 nucleotides long. It is a transcript of the gene DHRS12, whose product is annotated as dehydrogenase/reductase 12. Lineage: Eukaryota; Metazoa; Chordata; Aves; Falconiformes; Falconidae. Bases 58 to 1029 code for a protein of 323 amino acids. The transcript has 11 exons. The record is from RefSeq and is a predicted model, not a curated record.
CGGGCGCCUUAUGUAAGGGCAGGGGCGGGGCGGCGUUGCUGUGGCGGCAGCGGCGCCAUGUCCUGGUACCGCAACGCCGUGUGGUUCGUGAAGGGGCUGCGGGAAUACACGAGGACCGGCUAUGAGUCUGCUUCCAAGCACUUCAAUCCAGCUGAUGUGGAGGUGGACGUGGCUGGAAGAUCCUUUCUGGUCACUGGUGCCAACAGUGGCAUUGGCAAGGCCACAGCCAAAGAGAUAGCGAGGAGAGGUGGCACGGUUCAUCUGGUUUGCCGAAAUAAAGAACGGGCAGAGGUUGCCAAAGGAGAAAUAGUGACAGAAACCGGCAAUCACAAUAUCUUCUUCCAUAUUGUGGAUCUAUCUAAUCCCAAAGAAAUCUGGAAGUUUGCUGAAAAAUUCAAAAAUGAACAUAAAUUAAAUGUGUUGGUCAACAAUGCAGGUUGUAUGGUGAAUAACAGAGAAUUAACUGAAGAUGGACUUGAAAAAAACUUUGCAACGAACACUUUGGGAACAUACAUUCUGACAACUGCCCUGCUGCCUCUCCUGGAAAAAGAAGCUGAUGCCAGAGUGAUAACUGUCUCUUCUGGGGGCAUGCUAGUUCAAAAAUUAAACGUAUCUGACUUGCAGUCAGAAAACGGGACAUUUGAUGGAACUAUGGUGUAUGCACAAAACAAGAGACAGCAAGUUGUCUUGACAGAACAAUGGGCAAAAGCUCACAGAAACAUCCAUUUCUCUGUUAUGCAUCCUGGCUGGGCAGACACUCCAGCUGUGAGAUCAUCAAUGCCAGAUUUCUACCAGAAGAUGAAGAAUACCCUGCGCACAGAGGCCCAGGGAGCUGAUACUGUUGUAUGGUUGGCAGUAGCAUCUGAAGCAACAAAGUUACCGAGUGGCUUAUUCUUCCAAGACAGGCAACCAGUCGCUACGCACUUACCCCUGGCAAGCACCCACAGUCCACCUGAGGAUGAGGAGAAGCUAAUGGAGGUGCUGGAAGAGCUCUCCCAGAAGUUUAAAUCUACUUCUUCAGGAACUUAGUGUCACUGCUGAUACAGUAAAGCUCACACAAGAGAAAACUGGCUUUUUCACAGUAAUUUACUGGAUCUAGUUUAAGAAACAACACCUACAUUCGUGCAUCUUUCUACUGAUGGUGAAGACAGUCAGCUCAGACCAAGACAUUCAGGCGGGAUUUAUUUUGUGUUACAUAUUUCACGUUUACUGCAAAGCCAAGGCUAUCAACAAAAAUAGUGAUAACAUGUUUUCUCCUGAACUGAGUGUGUUUGCUAGCAAACUGCAUACAGAACCCACCAAGCUGCACUGUUGUUUUACACAAGGCUGCAGACCUUAGACACAAACGUAACACAGGCAUUCUUGAGCCCUCUGCAGUGACUGGUAGCUAAAGGCCCUGCUGAUGGGCAGAAGAGAACUGUUACGUCUGCUUUACAUAUUUUAGUUUCCCCAAAGUUAUCCUGCUGGCUGGCAGCAUUUACUCAUUAUACAAAGACAUACUAUUAAGCAUCAGUUUAGAAAAAAACUUUUUUUUCCAGCCUAUUAUCAGUCUCCUUGGAAAUAGCGGCUUUACUGUCAGAGAGGCCCUGAAAUAAGUUUUCCCAUGAUAAGCAGUGCUGAGACAAGUCGGCUGUCACAGCUCUUCCUGAAGAGGCUGGAUCAUCAUUCCAAUGAUUGCUUCAUUUUAGAAACUUAACUCCUCACGCUGCAGUAAAAGAAAACAACAGCAAGGCUUGGACAGAUGUUUAUUUCCUAGAAGUCCGGUGUUAACAUUUCGUAUGGUUCAAACUGUUAAAUACAGUUGCUGAAAACAAGAAUGUGGCUGGAAGCAUAUAUAGUAACUACACUUCUCAAUCCAGUAGCCCCAAGGACUAAUAAAAACAUUUGCAUUAUUAUUUAAGUCAAGUUGCUUCUCAGCUCUGCAGUAUAGAAGAGAAGUUUAAUGACUGGUAUUUAAAUAGUUCAUAAAAAUAACCAAUAGUGCACACAUUAUAUAUAUAAAACAUUUUAGUCCACAUUCUAUAUUGAUGUAUUUGAAUAGGCUAUUAUCUUUUUAGUCACAGCUUAAAAACAGAGUCAAAGGUAUGAAAACUGCUUUAAUCAAAGUUUGGUCACAGUGUAAAAGAGCCAGAUACUAUGGUUUAAGAGCACUUGUGAUUUAAAAAUAAUUAAAACACAGAACAGCAACUAGAAACAAAACCCAGAACCUCCCACACUUUGGUAUUGCGGUCCCAAUGAUGCUUUAUUUCAGCAAGAAAUUUAUUUCCCACAAGAGCAAACGCAGCA